Messenger RNA from Lithohypha guttulata, 819 nucleotides. RefSeq lists its product as uncharacterized. The transcript has a single exon. Gene Ontology annotation, cellular component: mitochondrial intermembrane space. Gene Ontology annotation, molecular function: phosphatidic acid transfer activity. Gene Ontology annotation, biological process: phospholipid transport. The record is from RefSeq and is a predicted model, not a curated record. Lineage: Eukaryota; Fungi; Ascomycota; Eurotiomycetes; Chaetothyriales; Trichomeriaceae. The coding region runs from base 1 to 819 and encodes 272 amino acids.
AUGAAGAUAUAUCAAUCAUCGGCAGACUACACUGGUUACUCAUUUCCUACAGUGUCCCUCGCCUACUUCCUCCGCUAUCCUAAUCCAAAAGCUCCUCACGUACUCUCUACGGACGUCCUCUCUCAGCAUGUCGAUCCGUCUACGCACAGACUACACACAGUUCGUCUGCAUCUGAAAAAGAGUAAAGUUCCAGCAGGGAUACUUAAGUUCCUCCCGCAGACAAUGAGCGGACCAGAUGGCACCUCACAGACCUAUAUCUUGGAGAAGAGUAUAAUUGAUAUCAAGGAAGGCUGGAUGGAGACUGAGUCCAGAAACAUGGAAUGGACAGGCGUUCUGUCCGUCGUCGAGAAACAACUAUAUCGGGACAAUUCACGUUUCAGCUUGCAAAAGCUACCAGGCACGAGCUGUGAGACUACCGUUACCUUCGUUUCCAAGUUGGGGGAAAACAUCAGGAAGAGACGCAUGGCCGCACAACCAUCUGACGCCGCACCUCAAGAGGUUGAAGAGGAGCAACCGAAGCAAAGCUGGUUCGCAUCAUGGUCCACCGCUGGUAUCCAGCGAACAAUCGAGCUUGUAGGUGUUAAAAGGACACAUACCGCUGCCGUGAACAGCGCCGAAGGCAUGAAAAUCGUGCUCGAACGGUUACGGAACGGCGGCAUCAAGGGAGUCCUCGAGGGCAUGCGUCAUGAUAGAAUGGUGUUAAUGGGCGGGUCGAUGCCAGGUGUCGACCAGUACGAUCACGCGAACCACUCAUGGCAAUCUGUCUGGCAGAAAGGCCAGCAGUCACGGCCAGAGCAUAAAGACGAGGACGAGUAUUAA